Messenger RNA from Trichoderma virens Gv29-8, 1515 nucleotides. RefSeq lists its product as uncharacterized. Gene Ontology annotation, molecular function: iron ion binding; oxidoreductase activity, acting on paired donors, with incorporation or reduction of molecular oxygen, reduced flavin or flavoprotein as one donor, and incorporation of one atom of oxygen; heme binding. The record is from RefSeq and is a predicted model, not a curated record. Lineage: Eukaryota; Fungi; Ascomycota; Sordariomycetes; Hypocreales; Hypocreaceae. Bases 1 to 1515 code for a protein of 504 amino acids. The transcript has 4 exons.
AUGGACUUCAGUCGUAUCGCCUUGACCCUGUACCUCGGAGUCGUUGUCUACUGUGUCUUCAGGUUCGUCUCCCAUAGAAUCAGUAGGGCAAAGAGGCAGCAAGAAUUUUCACGACAAUAUGGAUGUGAACCUAUUCAUAAGAAAUAUCCCCACAAAGAUCCAUUCUUCGGGAUCGAUGUCUUCAUCCGUAACAUCAAGGCGGUUACUAACCACCAGUUUCUGGAAACUGUGACCAAACGACACGAUGAAGUCGGAGAAACAUAUCAGCUCAACAUGUUGGGGACAAUUGGUAUUAUGACCAGAGAUGAAGAAAUCAUUAAGACUGUUCUUUCGAUCCGUUUCAAAGAUUACAGCCUCCAUGAUGAGAGGACGAAGGCACUAAACCCACUACUUGGAAAUGGUAUUUUCAGCUCCGACGGAUCUUCUUGGGCUCAUUCGCGUGCUCUUCUUCGACCACAAUUCGCUCGCUCACAGCUCAUGGACUUGUCCAUGUUAGAAAGUCAUGUCAACUGUUUGAUUGACAUUAUUCCCGAUGGGGAAGAAGUAGAGCUUCAAGAGUUACUACUGCGCUUUACUAUGGAUAUGGCCACUGACUUUCUUUUUGGAGAGUCGACUAAUAGUUUAUUGGUGAAUCAGGAUGGCUAUCAUAGCAAACUGGAGGGAUUUGCGGAGUCAGUUCAGUACGCUCAAGAUCGAAUGGCAAUGCAUAUUGCAUUAGGCAAAUGGGCUCUACUAAAACCAGAUCCAAAAUUCCACCAUCACGUACGUGUGGUACACAAAUUUGUUGACGAAUUUGUUCAGAAGGCUCUGCAAGAAAAUGACUUGGAUUCCAAGACACAGCCAUAUGUACUGCUGCGAGCUCUAGUUGAAGAUGUGAAAGAUCCAAUCCAAAUUCGGGAUGAAGUUCUUAAUAUUCUCAUCGCUGGGCGAGAUACCACAGCCAGUCUUAUUAGUAACGUCUUCUUCAUGCUGUCAUCACGGCCGCAAUUGUGGUCAAUGCUACGAAAAGAGGUACAGGAUCAGUUCCAAAACAAGCCGCCGACGUUCGAGGAAAUACCGCAAUGCAAAUAUAUUUGUUAUACGAUCAAUGAAGCUUUAAGAUUAUAUCCACCCGUUCCUGUUAACUCACGAGUCGCAAACUGCGACACAGUCCUUCCGAGGGGGGGCGGGCGAGAUGGAAAAUCGCCCCUGUUCAUCCCACAAGGGACUCCUGUCAUCUAUAAUGUGUUUGGCCUUCAUCGUCGGCAAGACGUUUACGGUACUGAUGCCGAGGAAUUCAACCCCUCUCGAUGGCAAUCACUGCGGCUGUCAUGGGAGUUCCUCCCAUUCAAUGGCGGCCCAAGAAUUUGCAUCGGCCAACAAUUCGCUCUCAUAGAGGCGAGCUACGUCCUUAUUCGAUUCCUUCAGCAUUUUGAGACCAUUGAGUUAAAAGAUCAAAGACCGUGGCAGGAAAAGAUUGCAUUGACCGUCUCUGGCCUUAAUGGAGUACGUGUUUCGUUAAAUCGAUCAAAAUAA